CGGUGAACAACAAGUCCAACAUCCUCAACUCCACGUCGGACUCAGACCUCAUGCGUUACCAUACCAUCAGUAAAAUCCCUCAGAUCACCCUGAACUUCGUGGACUUCAGGGCGGACCCCCUCAUCGCGCUGCCCGGGGGGGACAUGGACAUCAUAGCCCCUUGCAAGCUCAUCGACCGCACACACCACGUCACCGAGAAAGUCACUCAGGUGCUGUCACUGGGUGCCGACGUCCUCCCAGAGUACAAGCUCCAGGCACCUCGAAUCCACAAGUGGACCGUCCUCCACUACAGCCCAUUCAAGGCGGUGUGGGACUGGCUCAUCCUGCUGCUGGUCAUCUACACGGCCAUCUUGACCCCUUACUCCGCCGCCUUCCUCCUCCACGACCAGGAAGAGGCAGCCAUGUUGAACUGUGGCUACUCGUGCUCGCCGCUCAACGUGGUCGACCUCAUCGUGGACAUCAUGUUCAUCGUGGACAUUGUCAUCAACUUCAGGACGACAUACGUCAACACUAACGACGAGGUGGUCAGCGCCCCGCUGAGGAUAGCGAUCCACUACUUCAAGGGCUGGUUCCUCAUCGACAUGGUGGCAGCCAUCCCCUUCGACCUGCUCAUCUACCGCAGCGGAGAGGAGACGACCACUCUGAUUGGCCUGCUGAAGACGGCCCGCCUCCUCCGGCUAGUCCGCGUGGCGAGGAAACUGGACCGCUACUCAGAGUAUGGCGCCGCCGUCCUCUUCCUGCUCAUGUGCACGUUCGCCCUCAUCGCCCACUGGCUGGCUUGCAUCUGGUACGCCAUCGGCAGCGUGGAACGCAACGGCAGCAUCGGCUGGCUCCACACGCUGGGCGAGUCGUUGGGGAAACACUACAACAACACGGUGCGGGGCUCGGGCCCCUCCAUAAAGGACAAGUAUGUCACAGCCCUCUAUUUCACCUUCUCCAGUCUGACCAGCGUGGGCUUUGGCAACGUCUCCCCCAACACCAACUCUGAGAAGAUAUUCUCCAUCUGUGUCAUGCUCAUAGGAUCUCUGAUGUACGCCAGUAUUUUUGGUAACGUGUCGGCCAUCAUCCAGAGGUUGUACUCGGGUACGGCCAGGUACCACACCCAGAUGCUGCGGGUCCGAGAGUUCAUCCGUUUCCAUCAGAUCCCCAACCCACUGAGGCAGCGGCUGGAAGAGUACUUCCAACACGCCUGGUCCUACACUAACGGCAUUGAUAUGACCGCUGUGUUGAAGGGGUUCCCAGAGUGUCUCCAGGCUGACAUAUGCCUCCACCUUAACCGUACCCUCCUGGAGAACUGCAAGGCCUUCAAGGGCUCCACGAAGGGCUGUCUGCGGGCCCUGGCCAUGAAGUUCAAGACCACCCACGCCCCGCCUGGCGACACCCUGGUGCACGCCGGCGACGUGCUCACCGCCAUCUACUUCAUCUCCCGUGGCUCCAUCGAGAUCCUCAGAGGCGACGUGGUGGUGGCCAUCUUGGGGAAGAAUGACAUCUUUGGCGAGCCUAUCAACCUGUACGGGCGGGCUGGAAAGUCCAAUGCUGAUGUGAGAGCUCUGACCUACUGUGACCUCCAUAAGAUCCACAGAGAGGACGUCCUGGAGGUGUUAGACAUGUACCCAGAGUUUUCCGACCACUUCUGGAUGAACCUGGAGAUCACCUUUGACCUCCGGGAUGCCAAUAUGAUUCCAGGCUCACCAGAAAGUGACAACUCAGACUGUGUAGGAUUCAACAAACUGCGCAGACGCAAACUAUCCUUCCGGCGCCGGACAGAGAAGGACGACGCCGAUGCAGGAGAGAAUAAAAAGGAGAGAUCCAACAAGCCAGUUCGGCGUAGACGGAAGGAGGCGGCCAGUAAGCAGGGGGUGGGGCUUAAGCCAGACUGGGAGGGACCUCGGAGUUCAGUGUCCACCCACUCCAGCAGUGGCGAGGGGGAGGAGUCUGUGGUCACAUGCCCCGCCCCUCAGUCAGCUCUGCAUGAGAUGUCCCCGGCUCAGGCCACCUCUCUGAUCUUUAGGGACAAUCCCGAGGGGGAGGGGGAGGGGGACCACAAAGGGGGCAACACCUGCAAUGCACUCUCAGGAGCAUUUUCAGGGGUCUCAAAUAUCUUCAGUUUCUGGGGGGAGAGUCGGGGCAGUCGUGAGUACCAGGAGUUGCCUCGCUGCAGCCUGCCAUCCUCCCCGCCUCUCAACAAUAUCAGCCGCAGGCAGCGCACCGAGCUGGACAACAGACUGGACCUGCUGCAGCAACAACUCAACAGGCUGGAAACGAGGAUGUCGACAGACAUCGGGGAGAUCAUGCAGCUACUACAACGUCAGAUGGCCCUUGUGCCCCCAGCCUACAGCACCGUGUUGACUGCCCCUCAGGCCUCCCCCUACCCUGGUCCUGGUCCUGGUCCUGGUCCUGGUCCUGGUCCUGGUCCUGGUCCUGGUCCUGGUCCACUCUCUCAGGGCUUUGAGGAGUUCCCCGGCAAGUCCGCAGCCCUGCGGGCUGUCCGCAGCCCUGCUGAGCUACACCCUGAAAACUGGCCUCUGGUCAGCCCAACUGAGACACGACGAGCCCCCUCUGGACUGGGCAGCCUGGAGCUAGACCUAGGGGUUGAGGAAAGGUUGGGGUCAGGGGUGGGGGCAGGUUCAGGAACAGGGUCAAUGGCAGAGUUGGGGGCAAUUGCAGGGGCGAGUGGACUGGACCCUGAUGCCCAACGGAGGCUCUCUCUGCCUCAGCCACAAAUGCAUCUGGACUCACAGUCACCGAAAAGGCACAGCUCUGACCCUAGGGGGAGCUAAUGAGCAGGGGAGGGAGGAGAAAAUGGACAGAGAGGGAGAAGAGUGGUAUCUCUGUUUUCCCUUCUCUCACGGAGGGGGGGGGGGGGUCCUUCCUUCGACCUCUGGAACCUCACCUACAGGCUCUGAGUGAGCCUCACCUCUGACUUCUAACCUCUGACCUGGGGAGAAACCUUGUUGGGAGAGGGGGGAUGUCUCUCCCUUUCAGGGCUCCCUUCCCCUACCCCGGUUCCUAAAGUUACCACAAGGUUACCACAAGGUUACCAAACCCACGGGCUGGAAGAGAGAGGGGAGCAAGAUCCUCCUGAACUCCACUCUGACCUCUGACCUCUGACCUGGAGAAAUGACUACAGAACACAUGACCGGUUCUGUUCAGAACAUCCCUGUACUGCUCUAUCCAGGAGCCCUGAGCAAGGUCGGUUUCAUUUCGGUUCGAUUAUUAAAAAAUAAUCAACGAUUUCCUCAUUUUUAAAUAUCACUUAUUAACCAUAAUUUAUUCACAUUACUUUACUUUAAUAAAAUAUUUUAGUUGUUGUGUAUAUUACAUUAGUUUUAAUUUGAUGACUUUACUA
Oncorhynchus mykiss (rainbow trout) is the source of this 3349-nucleotide messenger RNA. The record is from RefSeq and is a predicted model, not a curated record. Lineage: Eukaryota; Metazoa; Chordata; Actinopteri; Salmoniformes; Salmonidae.